AUAAGCUUAGCUUUGUGACUCAAAAUAUUUGCCGUGCUUCUCUUCCACGGCCAGAGAGGAUGACCAUUUCCUCCUCCUUAUCGCCGGCCGCCGCCCCAAUUUCUAUCAUUUCCCAUUUAUCAUAAACAAAACAUUUGCUUUCAAUUCGAUCCUCCUUUCGUUGUUGGAUCGAACAUCUAUCCUAUCGUUCCAAAUUUAUUUUAGAUUAAACCAAAAAAAAAAAAAUGUAUCCUCCGUAUUAAUUAAACAAUCGAGAUUAAUUUCCAUGAUCGCCGUAUUGCCGUAAUCGACGCUCAAUUUUAGCGCCGCCUCAAUAAAAGACCGAUGGAGAAGCAGCGGGGGCGGCCGUUGCUGGCGGAGCAGGACGACUAUUCGUGCGGGCGGCGGCGCCGGAGAAGGGAGCGGGUGGCGGAGGUGGUCGGAGGGACGACGGCGGAGUGCGCGGCGGUGUGGUGCUGCAUCCCCUGCGUUGUGGUGGAGAUUCUGGUCCAGGCCGUUUACAAGGUCCCGUCGGAGCUGUGCCGGAAGGCUCUGAGGAAGCGCCGGCGCAGGCUGGCGAAGAAUGGGGGUUUUCCGGUCUGGGAUGAUUCGCUGAUGCGCAUGCACCGCCAUACCGUGGACGACGCCGCCGUGGAGCCGCCGGACGAAGAUGCGGUGGAGUUGGAAAGGGAAAUGUGGAACAAGUUUUCCGGUGCCGGAUUCUGGAGAAGUCCCUCUCAGAGGACGGAUUUAUCUCAAUUGUGACUAUGCAAAAUAUAAUAAUUCCCAGUCCAAGAAAAAUUCCUAUCUUAACAUAUUCUUCUUUUUUUUUUUUUUUGGUAAUGGGAAUUUUAAUUUAUGUUUGUGGAUUGAAAUUUAUAUAAACUUGGGUUGAAAAUUUGAAA
This is a messenger RNA of Ipomoea triloba (trilobed morning glory), 884 nucleotides long. RefSeq lists its product as uncharacterized. Lineage: Eukaryota; Viridiplantae; Streptophyta; Magnoliopsida; Solanales; Convolvulaceae. The coding region runs from base 325 to 744 and encodes 139 amino acids. The transcript has a single exon. The record is from RefSeq and is a predicted model, not a curated record.